AUGCGGCGACAUCGCUGCGAGAAAAUCACCGUCGUGUGCGCGGGAGACGCGCACGCGAGCGUCGCGCGCGAGCGAAUCGAGCGAUGGCGGGGAGAACCGUCGAGCGCGCUGCGAGAGGCGCCGACGAUCGACGUGGUGGCGGCGGACGAGGGGACGGACACGGCGCGCGCGCUGGCGGCGUGCGAACGGUUCGCGGACGAGACGACGACGACGCUGCUGGUCGUGCAGGGAGACGUCGUGACGGAUGUCGCGCUGGAUGAUGUGCUGAGCACACAUUUGGUGAACGCGGCGACGGCGACGUGCGCGCUGGCGAAGAAACGGGCGUGGGCGGAGGUUGAGACGAAGGCGGGGCGAGCGCCGAAGGGGAUGCGAUACGUCGGGUUGAACGCGGAUGAGACGCGCGUGGUUUUUCUCGCGGGAGGCGAACACGACGAGGCGAAGAAACGGUUGAAGUUGCAGCGGUCGGCGCUGAACGCGACGGCGGAGAUGGUGAUCAGGACGGAUGUGAUCGACGUGGGGAUUUACGCUUUGGAGGCGCGAGAGACGUUCGCGGCGCUGCGAGAGAAGACGCAUUUGAAGAGCUUACGGUUCGACUUGGUGCCGCACUUCGCCGCCGAGCAGUUUCGCGGCACCACCGCGGGCGGGGUGGCGGCGUACAUGGUGAAGCCGGACAAGUAUUGCGUCGCCGUGGAUACGGCGAAGCCGGCGCUUCUCGAGGCGUCGCGAGAAAUCGCCGCCGAGUUCCAUCACUUGCUCGAACGACCUCUGAGCAAGUACGACAACGUCGUCGACCCAUCAACGGUGAUCGGGGCCAAGAGUACGAUCGGACCGGGAUGUGCGGUGGCUGGUCAGUGCACGUUCAAGGACAAAUGUUCGGUGAAGAAAUCCGUCGUCGCCGCGGAUUGCGUGUUUGGGUCGGGCGUUAAAAUUUCCAACUCUCUCAUUCUUAGAGGCGCCGUCGUGCACGAUGGCGCACAGAUUCAAGGCUGUAUCGUCGGUCCCGGCGCCGUCAUCGGCGCGCGUGUCACGGCAAAGGAUAGCAUCAUCGGCGCCGCGUACGAAGUCGAAGAAGACGCCGACUUGGACGCCGAGACCGUGGUGGUCCAGAACAAGUAG
Ostreococcus lucimarinus CCE9901 is the source of this 1116-nucleotide messenger RNA. RefSeq lists its product with no specific name. Lineage: Eukaryota; Viridiplantae; Chlorophyta; Mamiellophyceae; Mamiellales; Bathycoccaceae. The transcript has a single exon. Gene Ontology annotation, biological process: cytoplasmic translational initiation; biosynthetic process. The record is from RefSeq and is a predicted model, not a curated record. Gene Ontology annotation, molecular function: translation initiation factor activity; guanyl-nucleotide exchange factor activity. Gene Ontology annotation, cellular component: guanyl-nucleotide exchange factor complex; eukaryotic translation initiation factor 2B complex. The coding region runs from base 1 to 1116 and encodes 371 amino acids.